This is a messenger RNA of Amorphotheca resinae ATCC 22711, 2440 nucleotides long. RefSeq lists its product as hypothetical. Lineage: Eukaryota; Fungi; Ascomycota; Leotiomycetes; Helotiales; Amorphothecaceae. The record is from RefSeq and is a predicted model, not a curated record. Gene Ontology annotation, cellular component: nucleus. Gene Ontology annotation, biological process: regulation of DNA-templated transcription. The coding region runs from base 95 to 2266 and encodes 723 amino acids. The transcript has 7 exons. Gene Ontology annotation, molecular function: transcription cis-regulatory region binding; zinc ion binding; DNA-binding transcription factor activity, RNA polymerase II-specific.
ACGUUCCAAUUCUCUACAUCUCUCAUGAAACUUUCAAUGCGAUGAACACAUGCAGAAUUAUGACUGAGAUGUGGCCAGGACCGCCUUUCAGGACAUGGACGACAAAACCCCGCCAACCGCCCAGCCAACCGCUCAACCGGCAAGCAGCGCCGUGAAGCAGGCUGCGUGUCUCAAUUGCCGAAGGAGCAAGACGCGAUGUAUUCGGAAAGCAGGGGAUACGACAUGUAGGCGGUGUAUACAAACAGCUGCCGAGUGUGUAAUUCCGGAUUACCGCGUGGGACGGAAAAAGGGUAUCAAGAAUAAACGGGAGGGCUUGGAUAAGGCCGUAUUUUGUAUUGAGCAGGCGAUUAAGAAGUCAAGGAUUAGGAGGGGGGAUGGGAAAGACAUUUCUCGUUUGCAGAGUCUUUUGAGGGAGGCGAGGGAGAUUCUCCCUAGAGAGUCUGAGGGUGAUGCAGCGUCGGUGACGGUAUCACCAGAUGCCACUCCCCCCUUACAGAUACAAGCACCGGAAGCCCAGAAUCGGAGCCAACGGUCAGUGUCGUGGGUUGAGAGUAAUAUUGUUUCGGAUGAUAACUACUCUGUUGACGAUGCGGAAAACCCACUUCAGCUUCUCGCCAGGGCAUCAGAUCUUUCCGUCCCUUCGGUUCCGCAAACGUAUGCCCCCAAUAUCCUUCCCUCCGCUCAGAUCUUACGUCAGGACAUUGGUCGGCAAUAUGACCUGCAAACGUUUUUCGGUCCAAUUCGGGCGAAUUUGGAUCUUGGAGAAGAUAUUGAUCCAGUAGAUAUGGGUCUAGUAAAUCUGGAGGAGACCGAUAUGCUGUUUAACUACUUUUACCAGAACCUGUCACACACCAGAUGGGGUCUGGAUCGAUUGCUUCACACUCCUACUUUUGUUCGAAGCCGAUCCGCUUUUCUUUUCACAUCUAUAUUAGCUGCUUCUGCUCUGUUCAUGCCAUCAACCCCAGCUCUGUCACGAAGACUGUCAACGCACUGCAGGUUCCUAGCCCGUCACGUUACUAUGAAUAGGUAUCGCUCACCAGAGAUUGUGCUGGCUUUCAUGAUUAACAUUCCGUGGAUGUCUCCCGGAAAACACUGGUCAGAUGAUGAGACUUGUUCGUUCAUGGCUUCGGCGCUGACGAUAGCUAUUGAUAUUUCUCUUGACAAGGUCAUUGUUCCCUCCUUUAGUAAUUCUAAAGUCGUUCCUCCACAGAUAGCACAAUCAGAGUGUAUCGCGGCCAGAAAAGCUUUGGAUCUUGAUGGUUUCCAACAUAUUGCUCCAUCUUCGGCCUUGGGGAGGAGAUUAUUGAGGUGCAGGGAGAGGGUUUGGCUUGCUCUAUUUGUUCUGGAUAGAGGUGUUUGUCUGGCUCGAGGGAGAAGUUAUACUGUCCCGGUUACGCCGCUCAUCGAGUCCUGCGAUGAAUGGCACAAAUCUGACCUGGCUGACAUCUGGGAUGGCUCUAUCAUAUCCUCGACAGUUUUGAGACGAGACCUGGUUAAUCUAAUAACCACUAUCAAAGACAAAUGUCACCACAAUAUUGAGAUUACCUCUUCAAUCCUGCAGGAAAUGAUAGAAGGCUUCUUCACCCGCUGGUAUGCCACAUGGGCAUUUGCCAUCGGAGGAGACAAGGGAAACAUACCCCCUUACGUCGAGAUAUUGGUAACGCAUGGCAGACUAUCUAUUUACAGCAGUGUGAUCAAUCACCCUACCGCUCCAAUUCACGUGAAGCGAUUCUUCCGCUCCGCCAGCCUCUCAUCCGCUCUAAACGUAAUGCGAGCAGCAGUUCAAGGAGAAAGCCGCUUGAAAUCCAUGCCCAACAACACCGUGAUUAUGAUAUCUUUUGCAGCGAUGAUUUGUUUCCGCCUGAGCACCAUGGGCAGCACCUCAAACCAACGCCUCGCGCCUAGCAUCAGGAUCCUGAUCGAGGAAACCGCUGAUGUGCUGGAGAGGAUCGGUACUAUCCCGCCCCAUCGAAAAGGAAUCUCUGCUAUAUACGGAAGACAUCUUCGUAAUGUAAUCGGAGGAACGAAGGAUACCCUCCGCGGCGAACAAGCAAUCACAAUGCCACCUCGGAACCAAAUAGUCCCAAAACAACCAGAAGGUCAUGUCUUGGAACCGAUUCAGUUCUCGGCCAUGUCGGAUGAUCAGAUAGUGCAGACUAUUAAUAAUUCAGGAGAGGAGUUUGGAAAUCACUCACUGGGCUUUCAGAUUGAUGAGAGAAGUGAGCUGGAUUGGUUGGAUUGGUUUAAUAUGGAUGUUACUACGUAGGAGGAGGUGCUCAAAAGCAAACUAAGGUAUUGAUUUUGGGUUGGGCUAGAAUGUUCCCGGUUCCCAGGAUCUGUAAAUCUUGGAAUGGAAACAAACACAUCUCAUCUUCUAGAAUCAUGAAUCUACUGCCCUCCUCCAUACCUUGGUUUAUCCAUGAGGAUCAUCUCACUUAGC